CUUAUGCGUUAUGCCCCAGUAUGCCACUGUCGGAUUUUCUGCUGCAACUGGUGCUUACCCUUGAGAAACAUGAGAUUCUCUCAUGGGAGUUCAACUCGGCAGAGUUCCCUGCAGGAAAUAAUAAACAAGGCAGAAUGAAUAAUGUGGCAGUGAUGGUUGGUCCUGUAGUUGGUGGAGGUUUUCUUACUGUUGUAAUUGUUCUGCUAUGUUGGAGGCGAGCCCAAGGGGUGGUUGAAUUUGAAGAUCAAGAAGCACCCUUAGGAUUCGAAGAUGCUAUGAACGGGGAACUCGAUCACAACGCAGGUCCUAGGAGGUAUUCCUACAGUGAAUUGGUCAGGGCCACUAAUAACUUUGCUAACGAAGGUCUUCUUGGAGGAGAAGGAUUCGGAGAGGUUUACAAAGGCUUCCUAAGCCAGCUGAAUAUGACAGUUGCAGUUAAAAGAGUUUCUAAAAGGUCCAGACAGGGAAGAAAGGAGUACAUAUCCGAGCUGAAAAUAAUCAGCGGGCUGAGACACAAAAAUUUAGUAAAGCUGAUGGGUUGGUGCAAUGAGAAGGGAGAGCUCCUUCUCAUCUACCAGUUCAUGCCUAACGGCAGUCCCGAUUCUCGCCUGUUUCGAGACAAGACCAUGCUCAAAUGGGCAGUCAGGUAUAAAAUAGCCCCUGGCCUUGCCUCUGCACUGCUAUACCGGCACGAAGAGUCGGAACAAAGUGUGAUUCACAGGGACAUAAAAUCAAGCAAUAUAAUGUUGGACUCGGAUUUCAACAUCAAGCUAGGGGAUUUUGGUCUGGCGAGGUUGAUGGAUGAAGAUGCAGGCGUAAAGACAACAGCGUUGGCAGGGACAUUUGGUUACAUGGCACCGGAAUACAUAAGCAAAGGCAAGGCAAGUAAGGCAUCGGAUGUGUAUAGCUUUGGGGUGGUAGCGUUGGAGAUAGCAUGUGGAAGAAAAUCAAUUCAAAGUAACAGUGAUGCAUCACUAGUAGCUCGGGUGUGGGAGUUAUAUGGAGCGGAUAGAUUGGUUGAUGCGUUGGACAAGAGAUUGUGUAUGGAGUUUGAGGCAAAAGAGUUGGAAUAUUUGGUGAAUGUUGGGCUUUGGUGUGCUUACCCUGUUCAUACUCUCAGACCAUCCAUUAGGCAGGCAUUGCGGGUUCUGAAAUUUGAGGCACAUUUUCCUGAUCUUCCCAAAAACAUGCCUCCCCCAAACUACAAUUUAGUUAGCUUGGAAGAGGAACCACCUCUGCCCCCCUCUGCACCACAUUCACUGACUUUUACUUCUAUUAAUGCUGGUCGUUAA
Messenger RNA from Ziziphus jujuba (common jujube), 1292 nucleotides. RefSeq names its product L-type lectin-domain containing receptor kinase IX.1-like. Lineage: Eukaryota; Viridiplantae; Streptophyta; Magnoliopsida; Rosales; Rhamnaceae. Gene Ontology annotation, cellular component: plasma membrane. Gene Ontology annotation, biological process: protein phosphorylation. Gene Ontology annotation, molecular function: protein kinase activity; ATP binding. The transcript has a single exon. The record is from RefSeq and is a predicted model, not a curated record. Bases 21 to 1292 code for a protein of 423 amino acids.